UCUGUCAUUACCAAAAGAUUAAGUUACAGUAAAUAAAUAAUUCAUUCAACAUUAAAAUUAGUUUCCUUGAACAUUUAUUUUGUUGUUUGUGUCUUUCAGUCAUUUGUUUUAGUUAUAUUGUCAUAACCAGCUUAACUAUAAGUGCACAAUGGGAGCUGCACCAACGGAUUGGCAGCUGGAAUGUACGGAGCUGAAACAGAGAGGUGCCUAUUUACUCCAGUCAGGACAAUGGUCCGAUUGCACGUUCUUAGUAGGCACGGAGCCUAACCAGGUAGUUCUUGUUGGUCACAAACUGAUUCUGGCUAUGGCAUCGCCAGUUUUUGAAGCUAUGUUUUAUGGCGGUAUGGCAGAACGAAAUGAAAGUAUACCUAUUGUUGAUGUGCAAAUAGAUGCAUUUAAAGCUUUAUUAGAGUAUAUAUACACAGGUAAUAUAAAUAUCAGUUCCUUUGACAAGGCUUGUGAAUUGUGUUAUGGAGCCAAGAAAUAUAUGCUACCUCAUUUAGUUAAAGAGUGCACAAGGUAUCUCUGGUCGGACUUAUAUCCAAGAAAUGCAUGCAGGGCCUAUGAGUUUGCUCGACUGUUUGAGGAAAAUGUUUUAAUGGAAAAAUGUAUUCAGAUUAUCAGCACAAAUACCAAGGAGGUAUUAAAUGACAGCAGUUUUGAAGAGGUUGAAUUAAAUACAGUAAUCACUGUCUUCUCCUUGGACCAUCUUAAUGUGGACAGUGAGCUGGAUCUAUUCGAAGCAGCUGUAAGAUAUGCAAAAGCUUUAGAAAAGAGAACCGAAAGGAGUGUCAGUCCACCUAGAGAAUGUUCAAAUGAGAACAGGCAAAAAAGCCCCCUUCCAUCGACUUCACAGGAAAAGGAACAGGUAGUUAAUGUUGAUAGCAGUGCUGAGAGUAGUCCAGAGACAGUGAUGGAUACGUGUCGUACAAAUGAUUCAGACACCUCAGCUCCUCCAGUUGAACACAACAAGAAACCUAAAACAGAGCACAAGGAGAAAGUGUCGAUCCGGAGUGCAGUCGAGAAGAUCCGCUUCCUGACGCUGUCGCCGCAGCAGUUCGCGGGCGGCCCGGCGCGCUCGGCGCUGCUCAGCGAGUCGGAGGCCUUCGCCGUGCUCAUGAACAUCCUGUCCACCAGCACCGACGUGCCGCUGCCCGCCGGCUUCUCCGCCUCGCGCGUGCCUCGCAAGCAGCUCAUCGGUGGCGGACCGCCCUGUAACAUGCCGACGUUCACGGUGGACACGCCGAGCCCGGUGGCCGUGGAGCAGGUGUGGUGCGCGCCCGAGCUGUCGCGCCCGCAGCCCUGCGGCACGUACCCGCGACCCUCGCGGCAGGACGGUGUACGAGCUCCGUACUCAAUCCCCAACCCAAUGUCAGGCCUGGUGGUGAUGGAUGAGAUGCACAGCAACAACAUGCACAAGAUUUACUGCCAGCGGGCCAUAGUUCAGCACACGGACUGCCUCAACACCAGUGCGCUCGACUGCUCUGUUACAUUUAUGGUCGAUAAAAACAUCUACGUGCUCGGCGUUCAGGUGCCGACGCAGGCGCCGAGCGAGGAGUCCGGCGGCGCGGGGGGCGCGGGCGGCGCGGGCGGCUACUCCGAGCUGCUGUACGCGCACCUGCUGGACGCCGACGGCGCGCGCCUGUCCUACACGCACUACACCAACCGCGUGCCCUACCGGCACCUGCUCGACAUCAUGUUCAACCGCCGCGUCUACAUCCAGCGGAACAAGGUGUAUAAAGUGGGUAUAGUGUUCAACAAGGUGGGAUGGUAUCCCAUGGGCACGUGCGCGCAGCAGGUCGCCGCCGAAUCCGUGUUCUUCAACUUCGGCAUCGGACACAGCAGCGACUCCGUGCGCGACGGACUCAUACGAUCCAUUAUAUUUACAUACUAGACGGCUGGGCGGAUACAGUACCGGCCCUAGUCCUUGUCAAGGAGAGCGUGGUUAUCUUUUGGCACCUUGGUCUUGGUUUCCCCCAUGUUGGUUCCAUUAUAAGUACUCGUGUCCGCUCAGUAGUCAGAAUUUCAUAAUCAAUAUUGAGAAUUUAGAGAAAACGUAUAUUAUUUCCACAUUUCUAACAUUAUUUAGAAAAUAAAAUCUGUUGACAGUGUUGAAAAAACGGAACUAAAACAGUUCCGAUUAGAUAAUGCCAACAUGAUAAUUGAAUAUAGCUUUGAUCCUUAAAAUCGGAAUCAUGUUUCUUUAUCUCUUUAUCUAAAAAUAAUCUCGUAAAUCACUGAAUCCAGUUCCCGCCGUGCAAUCUUCAUCCUUGUCCUUUGGCGCCGAAAGCGACUGCUCCCUUAGCUUUGCCCUUGGGUAAAAAUAUCAAGUCACGGUUGGCUCUGACGCCGACACUGACUGGAUAUUAUACUUAACAAAUAAACAUCCUCUUUCUCAUUAUGGAAUAAAUAUCACAUUGUGUACUUCAGAAACAAAGUCAUUAAGGUUUGUGUGGCGUUUAAAAACGUUAGAAAAGUCUUUAAUCUAUUCAAUCAAUAAUUACCGAAUGCAACGAACAGAAUCAGCACGAAUUAAAUGUAAUGAAAUCUUUUAUUAAUAUAUGUUGGUUAAUGACCUCGUUACAUGAACACGUUAUAAUUUAAGAGUUGAAAAAAUUGUCAAUGCUUCUCCAUAAGAAUAAAUUAUAUUCUAUUAAAAUGGCCGAAGGAGUAAAGACAAAGAAAGCUCAUAUUUAUUUAUUUCAUUCGUGUUGCCAAUAACUCUGCUAUAUUAUGUUACUACUUAUAUUCACUUUAAUUUUAAUUCUAAAGUUCAUAUAAAACCCAGCACUCAAAAUGCAUUUUUUAGAUUUACUCCUUGUAAAUAAAUAUUUGAAUACAUUUCAUUGGUUAUAUAUGCGUGUAUUUUGUGAAAUUUACGUCAUAAGAUUAAUUUAUUAUUGCGUUCAUUUAAAUUUAAAUCAUAUAGUAUUGUAUACUUCAGAGUGAGUUUUUCUUUUGCUAUUAUUUUAUCAUUAUUUGUGUGUAUGUCAAAUUGAAAGUCCUUAAAGUUUUACUAAUCUUUUAAAUAAUUUAAGGAGUUGUUUUUUUUUUUAUUUGAAAGAACAAUUUACUUUUUCCUCUUAUUCAUUUUUUUAAUAAGGAAAAAAAUGUUCAUAUUUUAUAGAGAAAUAUAGUAAGUAUCAUCCGUCUGUCUGUUACGCUUUACGACUGAAGCACUGAACCGAUUUUGAUGAAAUUUGGUAUGAAGCAAACUCAAGUUUGCUUCCAAGGAAGGACAUACAUUUUUUUUACCUCAUACCUGCCACCUCUCCCUCGCACGCGGGCGAAGCUGUGAGAAGAAAACUAGUAUUAUAUAACUAAAUUAUAGUCUGCAGUCAUUAGUAUAAAUGACUUUUUUUUAUUUGAUGUAAUAGUAAUAAUGUGUAAAAAAAAUAAAAAAAAUUUAUUGUGAACUAUUCUUAGUGUAUUUGACAUAUUAGUGAUAAGACUGUGAAAAACCUGUA
Nymphalis io (European peacock) is the source of this 3467-nucleotide messenger RNA. RefSeq lists its product as uncharacterized. The record is from RefSeq and is a predicted model, not a curated record. Lineage: Eukaryota; Metazoa; Arthropoda; Insecta; Lepidoptera; Nymphalidae. Gene Ontology annotation, molecular function: protein binding. The transcript is spliced from 10 exons. Gene Ontology annotation, cellular component: P-body; cytosol. Bases 149 to 1894 code for a protein of 581 amino acids. Gene Ontology annotation, biological process: neurogenesis.